AUGUUUUUCAGUGAAGUCCAAUCUUUACACACAUCAGAGAUCUCACACUGGGCGAGAAGCCGUAUUCCUGUCCUGAGUGCGGGAAAUGUUUUUCAGAGAAGUCUGGUCUUCAUAAACAUCAGAGAUCUCACACGGGGGAGAAGCCGUAUUUUUGUCCUGAGUGCGGGAAAUGUUUUUCACAGAAGUCCAGUCUUCGUAAACAUUCACAUCAGAGAUCUCACACGGGGAAGAGAAGCCGUAUUCCUGUCCUGA
Staurois parvus is the source of this 252-nucleotide messenger RNA. The record is from the annotation of a GenBank genome assembly. NCBI's taxonomy places the organism in Eukaryota, Metazoa, Chordata, Amphibia, Anura, Ranidae.